AUGACCAGUAAAGAAAGAAAUGCAAAAUUAAUGACGCGCACUUUUAUUUUAACUAUUUCGCUAUCUUUGAUAACAUCUGCUAAUGCGGUAGCAAUCAAUUCAUUUAAUGGCAAUAUAGUGGGAGAUAAUUCACUGAACAAUAAUGCUAAUCAUAAUGCUAAUCAGCAUCACGAUCGUAGUCCGACACGUAGCAGCGCAAAACCAUCAACCACUACCGAACGCGCAAAAUAUUUACCAUAUUUUAUUGUUCCUCCUUAUGGUCUACCAUUACAUAACAUAGGUGGUAUACAAUAUCCAUUCCCAUAUACCAGUCGUACUACUACUACUACUACUACGACUACUACCAGAUCACCAUAUCUUACUGAAAGAGGAUACUUAUCAUAUAUUCGGACAUAUGGUGAUAAUGCUAGUAGAUAUUUACCGUUUAUUGAUGAAAGAGGAUAUUUGUCUUUUAUCAAUGAUAACUUUGCUGGUAGACGUGGAAGUGAUAGACGAAAUAGCGGUCGUAGACAAAAUGGUGGUCGUAGACGAAAUGGUAGUCGCAGACGAAAUAAUAAUCGUAGACAAUAUGAGAGUGGUGAAAGUGAUGAAAGUGAUGAAGGAUAUUUAUCCUUGCUUAGAGGAAGAUAUGGUACUCGACCUAAUUCAAAUCCAUUAUAUCUUUAUAACUGGGGUUUUUAUACUACUAUCUAA
This is a messenger RNA of Brugia pahangi, 693 nucleotides long. The record is from the annotation of a GenBank genome assembly. Lineage: Eukaryota; Metazoa; Nematoda; Chromadorea; Rhabditida; Onchocercidae.